AUGUUGCCCAAGCUGCCCCUGGUCGGCCACCAUACCCCUCGCAGGUCGUCAUUGAACAGCAACCGAUCAUCAAUUGCAGACCAGCCGAGCCAGCCCCCAUCUCCCGGCGCUGAUGAUGAAACCGUUGUGGAGCCUGACCAGGGCAAUGUCCUGUCUCACAUUAUUUCUCAAUUACGACCCGGUGCGGAUUUAAGUCGCGUAGUACUACCCACCUUCAUCCUCGAGCCGCGGUCUAUGCUGGAGAGGAUCACAAAGUAUGUUGUUACAGUAUUCUGGAAAACUCCGCCGCAAAGCCCACUAACGGGGGUGUCUCAUAGUUUUAUGGCUCAUCCCGAGACUUUGCUGGAAAUGCAGAAAUUUGAUGAUCCUCUUGAGAGAUUUGUAUCUGUGGUCAAAUUUUACCUCAGUGGAUGGCACAUCAAACCUCCGUAUGUUAAACACUUCUCCAGUAGCAUGCGACACAGAGGAACUAAUGCUCUGAUGGAUAGAGGCGUUAAAAAACCGUUGAAUCCGAUUCUAGGCGAGACUUUCACCGGGUACUGGGAGUAUCCAGAUGCUAGCCAUGGCUACUAUAUCUCAGAGCAAACGUCACAUCACCCUCCUAAAUCGAGCUACUUUUUCAUGGUCCCAGAACACCACAUCCGUAUUGAUGGUACUCUAAAGCCUCGAAGCCGAUUUCUUGGAAAUUCUGCGGCCAGCAUGAUGGAAGGUGUAGCUGUGUUGCAAUUUUUGAAUAGAGGUCAGGAUCCACAUGGUGAAAGAUAG
Messenger RNA from Ophidiomyces ophidiicola, 765 nucleotides. RefSeq names its product Oxysterol-binding protein OBPa. Gene Ontology annotation, cellular component: membrane; cytosol; cortical endoplasmic reticulum. Gene Ontology annotation, molecular function: sterol binding. The transcript is spliced from 3 exons. The coding region runs from base 1 to 765 and encodes 254 amino acids. The record is from RefSeq and is a predicted model, not a curated record. NCBI's taxonomy places the organism in Eukaryota, Fungi, Ascomycota, Eurotiomycetes, Onygenales, Onygenaceae.